AUGGGGAAGAAUGGCGGCAGUAGCAGCAAACCGGCAUCGGCAUCCGAGACACAAUUCUGGAAUUGCCUCAAGAAGGGAGAUGUUGAGGGUCUAGAGGGAAUAUUGCUGCGCCGCGUAGAGGACACUGAUACUGGUGCCGUGACGUUUGUCAUCAACCGCGAGGCUUCGCGGCCGCUUGUCAAUACUCCCAACGUGAAGAAGAUGCUGCCACUUUCGUACGCAGUGAGUCAAGGCAUGGAGGAGCAGGGACUGCAGCUACUACUACGCGCUGGUGCCAUUGCUGACGCGACAGACGGAACGGCAGAGCGAGCCACUGCCUUACACACGGCAUGCUGGGGCGAAGACGACAUCGCCGUGGCAUUGCUGCUGCGUUGCGGCGCCAGUCCGAUUGUCGAGGAUGCGGAAGGUCGCACACCACUGCACGUGCUCGCCUCGCUGAACGCCGCUGCACUCUUCUCAUACAUCCUUGAAACUGUCACCACACCCCAGACGGAAAAGCAGGAGGGGCUCCUCUACUUGGAAGGACGCCCACCGGUUGUGGUCUCACCUUUCGAACUACUGAGCAAGAAGGACCUCUCCGGGUUCACUGUGCUGCACACUGCCGUGUCGGAUGUCAGUAGCGGCUCCGAUCGUGUCCUGACAGAGCUUCUCGACUACUUGGAGGCGACAGCGAGUAGGGACGCUGUGGUUGUGCGUAAACUCGUAAAUGCGACAACUGAAUCAGGAAGCCACGCGUUGCACCUCCUCCUCUCAUUACCCAACUGCAAUGAGGGUGUUAUAAUGCGGACGGUUACACGCCUGCUUCAACUCGGCGCAAGCCCAGCAGCGCCUGACAACUGGGGCCAAACACCGCUCACCGUUGCUGUAAUGUCGCAGUCAGGCGGCGUCGCGGCGAAUGUGGUGCGAACGCUACUGCAAGCAGUGGAAGGGGAAGAAGGCGACGGGGCUCUGCUGGAGCGUGUGUUUCUGCAGCGCGACACGGAGAAGGGCUAUGCGCUUAUUCACCACGCUGUCGCCACACGGAAUGUUUCGGCCGUGAAGGUGAUGGUGGCGUUUCUCAAAUCCAUCGACGAGGUGAAGGCGUCGCAGCGCAUUCGGCAAUGGAUUGGGGAACCGCUCACGGAAGGGGACGUGAGCGUGGCCAAGAUGGCGGCUGACCGUGCCUGCGAGGAAAUAGCACAGGUGUUGCUCAGCGUCAAUGCUAUUGAUGAAGACCUCUACAAGCGCUGUAAAGAGUUAGUUAAAAGAGAAGAGGAGGAGGAACGACAGCGGCGUGUAGAAGAUGAAAAGGAAGGAGCGAAUAUCUCUGGAAGCGAUGACGGUGCUGACGGCAAUACUCAUGGCACUGGAAGAAAGGGCGGCGAUUUCUCGGGCUUCGGGUCCACGGUAGCCGCGGGGUCGCGGGUUCAGCAAGCGCGCAAGGCAAAGGCGCAAGCGGCAGCUCAACGGCGAAAGCAGGUACAGCACCGGCACGGUGGUGAAGGUGGUGGCAAUGCACUGCGCAACGCAGGUGCGGCACCGCUGUGGUUGAAGUUAGCAGUAGCGUUGUUGAUCUUCUUGAUGGUGUUAAGGGGAGUCCACUUGCUACGGGAUGGCUUAAAGACCCAAUAG
Trypanosoma grayi is the source of this 1611-nucleotide messenger RNA. RefSeq lists its product as hypothetical. Lineage: Eukaryota; Euglenozoa; Kinetoplastea; Trypanosomatida; Trypanosomatidae. The transcript has a single exon. The coding region runs from base 1 to 1611 and encodes 536 amino acids. Gene Ontology annotation, biological process: protein localization to ciliary inversin compartment. The record is from RefSeq and is a predicted model, not a curated record. Gene Ontology annotation, molecular function: protein binding. Gene Ontology annotation, cellular component: ciliary inversin compartment.